Mytilinidion resinicola is the source of this 1239-nucleotide messenger RNA. Its product is annotated as Acetamidase/Formamidase. The transcript is spliced from 7 exons. Lineage: Eukaryota; Fungi; Ascomycota; Dothideomycetes; Mytilinidiales; Mytilinidiaceae. The record is from RefSeq and is a predicted model, not a curated record. Gene Ontology annotation, molecular function: hydrolase activity, acting on carbon-nitrogen (but not peptide) bonds, in linear amides. The coding region runs from base 1 to 1239 and encodes 412 amino acids.
AUGGGAACGAAAGGUCUCCGUACUGCCGCCAAAGUCUCUCUAGACAUACCAGCAGCAGAACAGCCAUGCCUACACAAUCGCUGGCACCCAGACGUCCCCUCGGCUGGUACCAUCGCCAACAACGAAGUCGUCAAGAUCGAAUGCGUCGACUGGACCGGCGGGCAGAUCGGGAACAACGACUCAGCCGACGACGUUAAGAAUGUCGACCUGACAAAGAUACACUACCUGACCGGGCCGUUUGAUAUCGAGACCGCGGAGCCUGGAGACGUACUGGUGGUGGAGAUCCAGGACGUGCAGCCGUUCCAGGACCAGCCGUGGGGGUUCACGGGCGUGUUUGAGAAGGCGAAUGGAGGGGGUUUCUUAGAUGAGCUUUAUCCGAAGGCAGCAAAAGCCAUCUGGGACUUCGAAGGCAUCUUCUGCUCCUCGCGCCACAUCCCCGGCGUCCGCUUCGCCGGCCUCAUCCACCCCGGCAUUUUGGGCUGCGCGCCUUCGCCCGAGAUUUUGGCAGAGUGGAACCGCCGCGAGGGCGAGCUCAUCACCGCACACUCGCACCUGGAUCGCGACGUUGCCCUGCCACCUAACCCGACGAACGUGCACGCCGGCAGUGCGAACGCGUCGCUGAAGGAGAAAAUCGGGAAGGAGGGUGCCCGGACGGUCCCCGGCCGCCCUGAGCAUGGCGGGAACUGCGAUAUCAAGAAUCUGAGCCGCGGGAGUAAGGUGUAUCUACCUGUGCAUGUGAAGGGGGCGAAGUUCAGUGUCGGGGAUUUGCACUUCUCGCAGGGCGAUGGGGAGAUUUCGUUCUGUGGUGCUAUUGAAAUGGCUGGUGUCAUAACCAUCAAAUUCAGCGUUAUGAAGGGCGGCAUGGCGCAGCUAGGCAUGAAAUCUCCCAUCUACGUCCCCGGCCCCGUGGAGCCGCAGUUCGGACCGGGCAGGUACAUCUACUUCGAGGGCUUCAGCGUAGACGAGCACGGGAAGCAGCAUUACAUGGACGCGACAGUUGCGUAUCGACAGACAAGCCUGCGAGUGAUUGAGUAUUUGAGGCGAUAUGGUUACGACGACUACCAGAUCUACCUCCUCCUCUCUUGUGCACCAGUUCAGGGACAUGUGGCUGGGAUUGUCGAUAUUCCAAACGCGUGCACGACCAUGGGUCUGCCGAUCGACAUCUUCGACUUCGAUAUCUCGCCCGAUAAGCCUGCAAAGAAGAUGGAUAUGGGCGCUUGUGCAAAGGCUAGCUCAUAG